AAUUCAUGUGGCUGCCUGGCUGGAUUGGAUACUAGCUGGUUGUAACUGAAGAAUGUAAAAUGUCGUCGGUAGAGUCGUAAUUGUGACAGUAGUGAAAUGUCGUGAAAUUAAAGUUUAGUAGAAGAUCGCGAGAUCUUCUCAGAAUAAUUAUCCAAACGACUGAAAUGGAAUUUAACAUAUCACGUACAGCAUAAAAUAGGGUCAGGUACUGUAAUACAUUAUAAAAUAAUAACGUACUCUAAUCAUGGAUAGUACAGAAUAUGAAUUAGUAAGGAAUAUGACCUUACUAUUUUUCUUUGAGAGGUUAAUGGAUAAAGGGGGUCCUAGAACACUUCAUGAUUUGAGUUGUCAGUUCGGUGCUAAAGGAUUUUCCAAGGAAAUGCGUCAAAUUGCAGGUGGAUCACAAUCUGGGCUAAAGAAAUUUUUGGCACAGUACCCUGCUUUAUUUGUUGUUGAUGGAGACUAUGUUUAUAUCAAUACCUUUUCAGCUCCUCAAGAUGACAUAGAAGACUCAAAUUCUAGUCUUCGACCAAAUAUUGGAAAACGUGAUUAUGUACAAGAAGCUGUAGAAUAUUUUUCUAAUAAAUUACAACAGUAUGGUGUGGGAACUGAAGUUCCUAUUAAAAGUCUUCUUGGACAUAGAUCACAGGCUUCACCAGAAGUCCGACAUAUAUCUGGCCAACAUAAUCGUGAUUUUAAAGAGUUUUUAUGUAAACAUCCAGAGGCAUUUAUUGUUAACGAAGAUACAGUAAUAUUGAAAGAGUAUGAAGGUAAGGAACCUCAACCAUUCCGUGAGCUGGAAAAUGUAAAAUUAGAUCCUGCUGUUACUUCUCGCCUACUAGAUUUUUUCAAAAAGUGUAUUGAAAUGAAAGGACCCAUAUUAGUAGACCAAUUAUUCCAUCAUGUUGUGUCCUUCUUCCCUGAGGAUAAUUGGUCCAGCAUAUUCAAAACUCCACAGGAUUUAACAACUUUCUUGAAAAUGCAUUCAAAUAUGUUCAGCGUGCAAUCUAAUUUGGUUACAGUUAUUCAAAUUCCAAAUAAAGUCAUUGAAACUAAUAUUAAUAUAGGAAAUAAAUCACAGGCAGACAGUAAUAAGACGCUAGGAAUUGAGGCUACCAGCAUCAUAAGUACAACUCAAAAUAAUAUAAACCAGUCGACAAUUAAGUUGCAGCCUCCUGCUCCAGAUAUUGGAGAUAAAGGAUCAAUUCCUAAUGUUGGAUCCCAAAAUCAGAAUUUAAGUUUAAAACAACGUAUCAAUUCUUUAGUAAUGAAAACUUUAGCUGACAACACUGAAAAGGAUCGUAGUCUUGCAGCAACAUCUAUAAACAAUGGUAUUGGUCCUAAUAACACUGAUAAUUGGAAAAAUAAAGUUGUACAGUCAACCAGAGUAAUAGCAAACGUCAAAGAAUCUUUACAAAUAAUUGAAGACAUUAUGAAAAAAACAAAUGUGGCAGUUUCUUUUGACUGUGAAGGAAUAAAUUUAGGUAUCAAGGGACAACUUACACUCUUUCAGAUAGGAUUGUGUUCUGGACAUGCUUAUAUUUUUGAUCUCAUCACCUGUCCUUCAUUGGUGUCAGCCGGUGGACUUCAGAAACUACUUGAAUCAGAUUCUGUUAUCAAGGUUAUUCAUGAUUGCCGAAAUGGCAGUGUUAAUCUCUACAAUCAGUUUGGAAUAACCUUGAGAAACGUCUUUGAUACUCAGGCUGCCCAUGCUGUGCUGCAGUUGCAGCAAACUGGGAAACCUGUGUACAAAGUGAAGAAUAUUAGCUUGAAUGCUCUAUGCGAAUUGUAUGAAGCCCCGAUUAAUCCCAUGAAAGAACAGCUAAAGAACAUGUACAGGCGUGACCAACGAUAUUGGGCAAGGAGACCUGUCAAUCGUGAAAUGAUGACAUUUGCUGCUGCGGAUGUCUUGUCUUUGGUGCCUCACGUUUACAGUGCAAUGCUCAAGCAAAUUCAACCAGAGUUUGAGUCCUUGCUCAAUGAGCUUUGUGAAGAACAGGUAUACAUGCAUAUUCGACCAACAGAGGUAAAACAACGAAAGAAACAGCGUAAAGUUGAAAGUGAAGUCAGUGAUUUAAGAAACAAGUUGUCUUCUUCAUCACAAACUGGGCGGAAUAUUGUACUCAGUAACAGAGAAAUACGGCUUUUAAGGUAUUUGGAUUUGACUGAUGAAGAAAAAGAGAAAUUGAAAGGCUCUUAUAAAGUAGCACGCAAAUUGGAAAAGUUGGAAGGAAAAUUAAGGGACGGAGAAGAUGGUGACUGUGAAUAUCCUAGUCUAGAAAGCUGCAACAGUGGCAAGUCAACACCUUCAGACAACUCUCUAUCAGGUGAAGCUCUGAGUCCAACAUCGGAGCCACAGAGCUUGACAGAGUCAAUGCAGCAGAUGGAUGACAUCCUGUCAGACACUGGGAUGGAUCGUCUGGAUAAAAUAGAGAGGCUGGAGGCUCUAUUAACAGCAGCUAUGAGCGGGCUGGGUAGUGGGGAUGGAGAGGGUUGCAGCUGCCGCUGUCACGAGCAGACGCCCUCCACAGCGACCUCUACCUCUGGGACAGCAUCACAGACCCUCUCCACUGGUGAUAUUGUAAUCACCAAAAUAUUCUUCAAAGAGGAAGAUACGGAAAAGGAACGGACCAUCAUGUGUUCUCCAAAACGCUGAUAAAUCCUGUUAAGAUAAUUACUGCUCAACGUAAUGUAUGGUAUUUUUUAAUAUUAGCUAUCUGUCUAAUAUUUGUAAUUUUCUAUUUUUUACACACAAUAUUAAUGUUUUUAUUUAUUUGUUACAAGUUAAAUUUGUUAAGGGUAAAAUUUGGUGUAUUGGGCAAAAUGGCUCAGUAAAACAAUAUUGUGGUAGUGGCAAUGGAAGUAGUUGUGAUUAACUCAACAAAACUAAUAUAAAAUACAGAGGUCUAGUAAAACCUCAAUAUCUUAGUUAAAUUUGGUCAAGACUUAAAUACCCAUCAUGAAACCCACGAUAAGUAUGUAAUAUUAUUUUUUUAUGUCAUUAUUUUGGUAUUUUGUUUGUUAAAUUUAUUUUUACUGUCAGACAGCAACAAAAACUGCCUAUCCAACAAUUAAUUUUGCUAUACUGAUAUAUAAUUUUGUACAACUAUCACAGCUUUGAGAUAAAAUAUCACAAUAUCAAGCACUUUUCUAAUAAAAAAAUCAGUUUUAGUAAUGUACUAGCUGUUCCCCUCGGCUUUGCACGCUUUUUGUAAGCUUUGCUCGUGUAUGAGCACUUCUGGUUCUAGUGAAUUAUAUUGUCAACGUCGAUGUAGAGUUUACCUUGUUGACACUAUCAAGAAAAUCUGCCAAAAGUGAAU
Molecule: messenger RNA, 3320 nt
Organism: Homalodisca vitripennis (glassy-winged sharpshooter)
Lineage: Eukaryota; Metazoa; Arthropoda; Insecta; Hemiptera; Cicadellidae
Gene: egl
Product: egalitarian protein homolog
Exons: 7
Coding region: 245-2656 (803 amino acids)
Biological process (GO): nucleobase-containing compound metabolic process
Molecular function (GO): 3'-5' exonuclease activity; nucleic acid binding
Source: RefSeq, a predicted model, not a curated record